Molecule: messenger RNA, 1343 nt
Organism: Scheffersomyces amazonensis
Lineage: Eukaryota; Fungi; Ascomycota; Pichiomycetes; Serinales; Debaryomycetaceae
Gene: MCR1
Product: cytochrome-b5 reductase
Exons: 1
Coding region: 230-1129 (299 amino acids)
Biological process (GO): ergosterol biosynthetic process
Molecular function (GO): cytochrome-b5 reductase activity, acting on NAD(P)H
Source: RefSeq, a predicted model, not a curated record
CCUAUGCAGGCCCACAACUUUCCCAGGCCGACGCUAACUUUGGAGGUCUUUUUUUUUUCAGCUAACCAAUCACCAAUUCCCCCCGGAAAUUACUAAAUAAACCUGAAAUAUUUAGUAAUCGACUUCGAGGUUUAAAUUUAUAGUGGCUUCAUUUCUUUAUAAGAUUUCUAAGAUAACUAUUUAAAACAUUAAAGUGUCAAUUAACUAGUCGAACUAAUUAAAUUUCAUUAUGUCCUUUGUCAGUAGAUUAUCUAAGAUUGCUACUAAUCCUAAAUUAUUUGUUCCAAUUUUAGCAUCCGCAGCUUCAAUUGGUUUAGCUAUGAGUUUUUCUUCUCAAACAAUUGCCAAUGAAGGUGGCAAAACUUUUAAAGGUGGUGAUGAAUGGAUUGAUUUAAAAUUAAUUAAAUCUGUUGAUUUAUCUCAUGAUACUAAACAUUUAUAUUUUGCUUUACCAAAUAAAGAUGAUGUAUCUGGAUUAAUUACUGCAUCUUUAUUAUUAACUAAAUUUGUUACUCCAAAAGGUAGUAAUGUAAUUAGACCAUAUACUCCAGUUUCUGAUAAUGAUCAAACUGGAGUUAUUGAAUUCAUUGUUAAAAAGUAUGAUAAUGGUAAAGCUUCAACUCAUAUUCAUGAAUUAAAACCAAAUGAUACUUUAUCAUUCAAAGGUCCAAUUGUUAAAUGGAAAUGGGAACCAAAUCAAUUUAAAAAUAUUUCAUUAAUUGGUGGUGGUACUGGUAUUACUCCAUUCUAUCAAUUAAUUCAUGAAGUUACCAAGAACCCAGCUGACAAGACUAAGAUUGAUUUAUUCUAUGGUUCUAUUUCCGAAUCUGACAUUUUGUUAAGAAAGGAAUUAGAUGAACUUGCUGCUAAGCACAAGGAUCAAUUAAAAAUUCAUUACUUCCUUGACAAGGCUCCAACCAACUGGAACGGUCAAACUGGUUUCAUCAAUAAGGAAUACCUUUCCAAACAUUUACCAGCUCCAGGUAAGGAUAACAAGAUUUAUGUUUGUGGUCCACCAGGUUUAUACAAGGCUAUUUCUGGUCCAAAAGUUUCACCAACUGAUCAAGGUGAUUUAAGUGGUGCUUUAGCUGAAUUAGGUUACUCUAAGGAAGAAGUUUUCAAAUUUUAAUUGAUACUUUUAUACUAGAAUAAAAAAUCAGAAAUUAUUUAGAGUAUAUAAUGAAAAAAAUUAUUAUAUCUGCUAUGGAUUAUAUAGAUCUUUACAAAUAAAACAUAUUUUUUGUUUGCAAUCGUAGCGAUUUGUCGCAGCAAUUCGUAGUGCAGCCCAGCUCAGCUAAACCAUAAAUCGAAAAAAAUUAGCGGCAUCAGUAUUAAUACAGAGA